CUUCUUGAUGUGGAGACUCGACUAAAGGCAUUAAUCAAUAACUUAUUCAAGGCAUCUCUAGUUGUUUUCUUUCUUCGGUCAACACUCAGAGCACUCAGUUGAGCUGAACCGAUUUAAUAUUUUUGGAAUUGUUCCAAAAUUAUAAAAACCGCGUUUGUUUGUGUGCAUACUGCAGUUCAUAUCCUUGUUUAUUCUUGAUUUUCUUUGUCUUAACGAGUGCGCUUGCGUUGUUUUCAUAAAAUUCCGAUGUGAGUGCAUUGACGAGUGAUAUUCUUUUAAAUACCUAGGGUAUUUUGUAAAAAUGGGUUCCUUAAAUCCCGAAAAUACAUCAAAACAGGAUCUGGACGACAGCGGAUGCGUUCAGGAUGCGUCGGUGACCGAGAACAGCUACAAGGGCCUGGUGCAACUCCUGGACCUGUCUGAUGAUGUCCUGCUCUACAUCCUCAAGUACUGCUCGCCGAUGGACCUCAAGGCUUUGGGAUAUACCUGUUCCCGUCUCGGCGCGUUAAUAUGCGACCGUACUCUCUGGACGCGAGUGGACGCGAGAUCGGUUCCCGUCGGGCAGAUGCGACUCCACUGGUUUCUGAAGCACUGCCUCUCUGCGGCCACUACUGAACUCUUGCUCACUGGAUACGCUAAUAGACAUAGCAGAUGUCUGGGCAUACAGGACUUACAUUCGCCCGUAGAGGCAGAAUCCGGGGCGGCUCGCGGAACAUAUAUAGAACAUUUUCUACUUCGCAUGUGGUACCCGCAUCUACCACGGAGAGAUAUUAUUUUGGCUAAUCUCGCCGAGCAAAGCUACAGGCGAUACCAAGCUUUCGCAGUGACACCCCGCUGGCCGGAUAAAGAGGAAGCCGAAAUCAAAGCUCCUCAAAAAGCAUCGGAAGCCACGACUUCCAAUUCUGGGGAGUCGUCAACGUCUAACUCGGGCAAUGCGAGCAAUUCGGGCAAUCCAAGCAGCUCGAGUAAUCCAAGCAAUUCGAGUAAUCCGAGCAACUCCGGUGAUCCAAGCAAUUCGAGUAAUGCGAGCAAUUCGAGUAACCCGAGCAAUUCGAGUAAUUCGAGCAAUUCGGGACCAAAGAAAGAUGCGCAGGGAUUUCCGGUAGUUUUCGAUGAUGAUCGAGGUAAUUGCAAAGGCCCGCAGUUUACAUUGACCGCUGCCCUGUUGCGGGAUUUGAGGAGAAAAUGUCCGCACCUCACUUCGCUCGCUUUGGAGUAUUUUAAUAUUGAUUGCAAGAUGACGACAAUCCGCCAGUUGCCUCGAAAUCUUACGAAGCUCUCUCUUCGUGGAACAAGAUGUUACAAUCUGCCGCUCAACACGUCUUUCCUAGGCAAGGUGCAGGAUCACCUGCCACAUUUGGAGUACCUAGACGUAUCAGAAUGCGAAUGGUUCGAACCAGCGUCUUUGAUGCCACUCAGCAAGCUGCCGGCCCUGGAACAACUGUACAUGCGGGACUGUAAGCGGCUGACGGAAUGCGUCGCUUAUGCUUCGCUCGCCACUAGAUACGGCUUCCGGCACCUGAGGAUCAUAGACGUCCGCGGUUCCCCACUAGCGGACUCGGAGAUAUCAGCGCUGGGCUGGUUGCCUGUCCUCGAGGAGUUGUACUGCGCGCCGCCCGAUGACAAGCAGUCCACGCCCGAACACACGCACUCCUGGAGCGACACCACUGCACCGCACCACGACCUCGAUACCUGGGAGAUUGAGGCACCGGACUACUACAGAGUGAAGACGCCGGAACCUGAAGUGACGGACGAGGAUGACGAACAGAAUUACGAACCGGAACCGCUCGACCCGCCGCCAGAGCGGCCCGGAGACAUACUCAUGGGGAACCCGUGGUGGUCGCAUGAGAGACGUAUCAUCGUAAUCCAGCCCAAUCGUCAGGCCGAAGAGAAUCGUCAAGCCGCGGAUGUUGCACCCGAGCGGGCCCCAAUACCUGCUCAGAUUGCACCCGUCAUUCAACAGGUGCCCGUCGCCCAGCGCGUCGGCCAGGCCGCUCAGAGAGCUGUUGCUCAAGCGGCACCCCGUCCUCUGCCUCAGCCUAUUCCUCAAGAGGGCUUAGCUGCACAAGGACCCGCUCCAUUCGUACUCGGAGAUGUGCAUAUUGUACCCAUACCGCGUCCAGUGCCACCUGCCGAGCCCGCAGCGCCGUUUCACGCACAUCGGGUCGAUCCGGAACUAGCCCGAGCGUUUGAUGCCACACUUGAUCAGUAUGGAGCCAUGGCUGUAGAACAGGGGCUUAUUCGGCCGGGCCCCGCGAACCCACAGCCGGGCCCUGCAAACCCACAACCAGGCCCCGCGAACGCACAAGGGGGUGCUGAACAGCCAGGCCCCGCGAACCCGCAAGCGAGUGCGGAAGAAGCAGGCCCUUCGAAACGCCGCGCCAACCCCGAAGACCCCCUCGAUUUGGCUAAAAGGCGCCGUCUAGACGACGAUGACGAUGAUGAUGACGAAGAAAUGCCGGAGCAACGCGUACAAUGCGUCAUAAGCGCUGAACAAUGCCCCCGUUUGAGGGAUAGGGGGAUGGUCACCGACCCCCCAAUCAUCCCCGUCCUCGGGAACAGGGCCCGCGUGCAAAUCCGUCAUAACAACCCUUUUAUGCACGUUGAUUUGGAGACUCAGCGGCAAUCAACCAUUCAUAUAGGCAACCAUAUUGGAUACCACCUCAUCAGUGAUUCAGCCAUCCUCCGAUUCGGCCGCGCAGAGAAUGAUAAUAUCAACUACGUACAUAUAGGCCGGAAUGGCAUCCAUGAUGGAGUUGAACCGGGUAUGCGCCCUGACCGGUCCAAUUUGAGGAUUUUAUCCGUGACCGGGUACAGGAGUGUGACCGACCGUAGUUUGCAGCACUUGGCUACGGCAGCCCCGAACUUGGUUUCUGUAGAUUUCACAGACACGAGUGUGAGUUCUGAGGGCGUGGCGGUGUUUAAGGCUCACCGACCGAAUUGCGAAGUUAUUUUUAACGAGUGGGGUAGGAUAUAUAAAUAGAAGUUCAAGCGCUGGUUCUGCUACAGCCGUGAUAUACCGUAUUAUAUCGAAAGAAAAAAAAUUAAUGAUUAUUUAUAGGUUUGCGUGGUUCGUGAUUUUUUUUUUUUUUGGUUGUUAUGGCUCUAUGGUUUAUAUCGAAUAAUGUAGGGUUGUUUAAACAGUGUGAAAUUCAACCCGAAUAUAAUAUAUUAAAAUUAUUUUAUAACUCGAAUUAUAAAAAGUUCUGAUUACGUUUUGUAAUACCGAACACAAUUUUUUUGUUAAUCUAAUUUAAUUUAGUGGAAGAACCCGUAUUUUUUAAUAGAUAUUACGGUUUUUUCAAACCCUUUUUUCUCUGGAUAUAAUAUAUGUCUAAGCUGUCAAAGUAGUACCCAGCGCCUGCAACCUUCCUGCGACGGGAAAAUUAGUCUAAUGAUGAUUACUAUGAUAAGCGGUACAGAACUGCGAAGUUUCAAAUUAUAUUCAGCAGUUUUGCGUGAAUGAAUACCAAACAUUCAUUCUUAUAAAUGUUCAAGCUAUAUGAAAACUUUGGUGGAACAUAAAUAUAAUAUUUAAAUUGUAAGGAAAGAUUUGCUUAACGAAUUCUAGAUUCGAUAGCCUUAAGUUGCAAUAUUUAAUGAAAAUAUCAUAUAUUAUCAGCGGCGGCCCUAGCCAUUGCGAGGCUGCGUGCGGCAGGUCUAUGCGAGGCCCUUUGUCCUAUGUGAAAAGUAUGUAUUGCGAGAGUAAGCUGGUGUUUUGAUUUAGCUAAACGUCAUGUAUGAGUAGAAAUGGUCAAGUUAAACAAAUUAAUAAAAUUUUAUUUUUACUCCAGUUUAUAUUUAAAGAAUCACAAAAAAUAAAACAAGUGGAAAGUAAAGCACCCGCGAGCGUAGCGAGCCCAAAAAUUUUUGAGGUUUGGGUCACCAAAGCACGUAAACUUCAAUAACAAACAACAGUUCAAGGUGAAGUCGCGAGCGUAGCGAGCGCGAAAAUUUUUGAGUUUUGGGACAUAAAAGUUCCCUAAUCAAUUUAGAAGGAAAGGUACUGUUAGGUGAACAGCCGCGAGCGUAGCGAGCGCGAAUUUUUUUAAAUUGUUUGUUUAAGGACUCUCAAAUUAAACUCUGUAGCGCGGACCUUGCCUAUUGCCCCUCCGCGCCCCUCUAGAUUAAGACGCGCGCCGGCUCGCUACCGAAAUAAUUAAAAGUGGAACAGCCGCGCAGCUUUUGCGGCGCGCGCGGAGAGCCGACACUGCACGAGCAACCGCGAAGCACGACGCAUGCGCUCCGGUUGUUGACGGACGCCCGCGUCGCUCGCGUGCGUGUGCUUAAGCUCCCUAGUAUAUAUUGUAUUGUGUUUUUGUGUACGGAUUAUACUUUUAUUUUACCACCAAUCGUUUUUUUUUUUUUUAAUAAAAACUCGGAACGAAGCCCAACUAUACGUGGCGCCCAACGUGGGGGGAAUUAAGCAAAAAUAAAAAAAAUCCAUGACUGGAUUGAGAGCCAGUUGUGGGUUGUAGCGCGAGGCCCCCCCAAGCGCGAGGCCCUGUGCGAGGGCACAGUUCGCACACCCCUAGGGCCGCCACUGUAUAUUAUUGUUUGCAUACUACAGUUUUUCAAAAAUAAUUGUAAAUAAUAUGCAGUAUAAGGUCUUAUAGGAACUAAAUAUUGUAGCGUCUUAUUAAUAAAGUUAAAAAUUAAGUUACGUUUUGAAUGAUAGCGACUGCAUGAAUAUCCGAGUUCGACUGCACUUUCUGUUGCCGUCUCGAUCCAAAACGGUGUCAUGUAAACAUACAAACCAGUAGGCAGUUGGCAUUCAAAACACGUAAUGAAAAUGUUUCAAAAUUAUCGAAAAACAUAUGUUUAUUUCCUCGCACAAAUAUCUUUUAGUGUUUUUUUGAAAAUUUCGAAUACAGCUUCAUAUAUAUCAUAGUUUAAAAAUAAUUAAAAAAGGGUAACUAAUAUAUGUUAUUUCUAAUGUAUGUCUAUUUAAAGAAUUUAGCUAUAAUAUAUACUAGAUAUUUAAAAAAUAUAAACGUAGAUUUUAGCUAAGUAACUUAGAUUGGAAUAUCAAUAAAAUAUACAUGUGAAAUCCUGCGGUUUCACCCCUGGUAUAAAAAUAAUUAAGAAACGUGUAUACUUAGGUACUAUAUAAAAUGGUGUCAAAAGUCAGCAAAAAAAUAUUGUAUGCAUUACAUGGAGAACAAAAUGACUAGCGGAGAUGUCAUAACGCAAAAUCUCCUAAGAAAGUAGCGACAACAUGCGGGGCGAGGGGGACGAGGAACGUUACUAGCUCCGCCCUUACUCAUUAUUUUCGAAAUAAAAUCAACCAAUCAAUCAAGACCAAUCUUUGACAGAUUGGUUUUGACUUGACUUGGAAUCCGAACGCCUCGUUAGUUCUAGUAACUGAUCACGUCUACCGUACGUUGCUUGAGCUACAAGAAGGCGCCUGACCUACCUUCCUCAUGGCAUGUCCGCUAUCUUUCCUUCCUCCGUGGUUAUAAUUAAAUAUGAAAUUCGUAAAUCUAAGGUUCAAAAUUGUUUUCUAAAUACAAUUAAUUCUAAAUAUAAAAAAAUAGCGGUUUAUAAUUUCUAUAACCGAUCUUUAAAGAAAGAUUGGUUAUAGAAAUUCGCAGUUAGAUAGAAACAGCGUACAGUUUUUAGACUUAUAAAAACUGAUUUCUGUUUUUUUUUUUCUUCUAAAUCAUAUGAAUAUAUAUAUUUUUUAAUUUUUUUGAUGAUUGUAUUAAGUGAGCAGUGUUGCCAUCAUGUGAUUUUGCUUUAUGAAUUAAAAAAGAAUUACGUCAAAUAUUUUGAUUUAAAUAAAUUUAUAUUAUAUAGUUUAGAAUAAAUACACAAAUAAAAACCGCCAGUGAAAGUAGUAUAAUUCUGUAACUAUUAAAAACGUCUGUGUAUUUAAAUUUAUAAAUCUAUAUAUAGUGUGUAUUUCAA
Helicoverpa zea (corn earworm) is the source of this 5910-nucleotide messenger RNA. RefSeq lists its product as uncharacterized. Gene Ontology annotation, molecular function: protein binding. The transcript has 12 exons. The record is from RefSeq and is a predicted model, not a curated record. Gene Ontology annotation, cellular component: SCF ubiquitin ligase complex. Lineage: Eukaryota; Metazoa; Arthropoda; Insecta; Lepidoptera; Noctuidae. Bases 302 to 2983 code for a protein of 893 amino acids. Gene Ontology annotation, biological process: SCF-dependent proteasomal ubiquitin-dependent protein catabolic process.